CUUCACACAAAGCAUUCUACUUCCUUUCCCUUCCAAUUCUAAACCUUUCUCCAAGCUAAUUAAGUCUGUAUUUCAACAAAAUUACCGACGGCCAAAUGGCAAAAGCGGCGUGCAUGGUGGUGAUGUCCAUGGUGGUGGUGGCGGCGGCGAUGAUGGCUGGCCUGCAUGCACAGUCCGUGACGUGCGGCACCGUGGUAACCGAAUUGUCCCCAUGCAUGAACUACGUGAGGAACGGCGGUGCGGUUCCGAUGAACUGCUGCGACGGGAUCAGAUCCCUCUAUAAAUCCGCCGCCACCACCGCCGACCGCCAGACCGUUUGCAACUGCAUGAAGAACGCCGCCGCCUCUGUCCCCGGCAUAAACCUCGAAUUGGCCGCCAACCUCCCGGAAAAAUGUGGCGUUACCCUUCCCUACAAGAUCUCCCUCUCCACUAACUGCGCAACGGUGCAGUAAGCAUGAGAAGACGAUAAAUGCUGCAUCAUGGAGUUGAUUAAAUAA
Molecule: messenger RNA, 497 nt
Organism: Ipomoea nil (Japanese morning glory)
Lineage: Eukaryota; Viridiplantae; Streptophyta; Magnoliopsida; Solanales; Convolvulaceae
Product: non-specific lipid-transfer protein 1-like
Exons: 2
Coding region: 96-452 (118 amino acids)
Biological process (GO): lipid transport
Cellular component (GO): membrane
Molecular function (GO): lipid binding
Source: RefSeq, a predicted model, not a curated record